UCUUCUCUAGCACCCAACACAUCAUUUAUUCUUAAUUCCAACCAAUCUUUCCUGCUCUUUCUCUUUAGAUCAUAUGGAAAACACAAUGAAUUCCACAAGAAAAGCAAUCUCUUAUAGUGAAAGAACAAGUGAUCUUGAGUCGCAAGAGGAGAGUGGGUGGACUAUGUACUUUGAAGAUUUCUUUAACAACAAGAACAACAAUGAAGAGAGUUCUUUCUCUUUUGAAGAUCAUGAUCAUUGUUGUACUGAAAGCUCUUCUCUAGUACUAUCCGAUGCAGCUUCUUCGGUCACGAAGAGAUUUGCUUGUAAUGAUCUACAAGAUGUUGUUGGGAUGCCAAUAAUGGAGAAAAGGUCAUUCAGUAGAUCAUUGAGCUUCAAGAAGAGAAAAAUUGAUGAAGGUGGUUUGGUUGAUGAUGCUUUGGAAGAUACUGCCAGCUCUCCUGCUAAUAGUCCCAAGGUUUGUAGUAUGAUGAACAAGCUGAAGAACCCAAGAGAGAAAUAUCAUAGUCUGAAGAGUUAUAAUGAUCAGGAGAAAGGAAGCAAUUCAAGGAAUAGUGAUGUUUCAUGCACAGAAUUGAAAAAAAGGGGUCUUUGUUUAGUUCCUUUGUCUAUGGUACUCAAUCACCUUGGUUGAUAAAAUUUUUUCUACAUUUUUUGUCCUUUGCUCAAUAUCUAGCUCUCUGUGAACAACAACCUGUAGCCUUCAAGGAACAAAAUCAUGAUGUUGUUGUUCCAUUAAUUAUGUAUGUAUACGUGUGUGUGUGUGUAUAUGAUGAGAUUAAGGCCCUUCAUCAUGAUCUAUAGCAGUCAAUGGAUCAUAUUUUAUGUACGUAUAUAUACAUAUACAUACAUACAUAUAUAUGUUAGGUUAAUUUGUAUAAUAUUGUUCUCAACAGUAUUUCAAAAAAAAAUUGUAUAAUAUAUAUUGACCGUCCCAUAUGAAGGUAA
This is a messenger RNA of Tripterygium wilfordii, 948 nucleotides long. RefSeq names its product vascular-related unknown protein 4-like. The record is from RefSeq and is a predicted model, not a curated record. The transcript has 3 exons. NCBI's taxonomy places the organism in Eukaryota, Viridiplantae, Streptophyta, Magnoliopsida, Celastrales, Celastraceae. The coding region runs from base 74 to 634 and encodes 186 amino acids. Gene Ontology annotation, biological process: xylem development.